CUUGCUGGCGUCCUCCUGCUGGGAACGAAGAAGGCCCACCGCACUCCUUAGCUCCUCCCCCACCCGGGGCAGCUGGAAGCGGCUUCCUCUUGCGUGUUACAGAUCAGGAUGCUCCUAAAUCCACCUCUCGCGGGCCCAGCGCUUCCCUCGACCUGGGGCAGGCCUCCUUUCCCUUACUUUCUCUGGAAGGAAAAGCGAAGAGCCCCGGGAAAUUGAGUUUCUUCCAGAGCCGCGCGGGGCCUGCAGCUGCCCUGCCGGGGGUCCGGGCGCCGCGGCCCUGAGUGUCCGGCAUGGCGGGCCGGAAGCGGAGGGCCAGCCAGGCGUGGCCGGAGGAGCGCGGCGCACAGGAGCACGGGCUGUACAGCCUGCACCGCAUGUUCGACAUCGUGGGCACGCACCUCACGCACCGCGACGUGCGCGUCCUGUCCUUCCUCUUCGUGGACGUCAUCGACGACCACGAGCGGGGCCUCAUCCGCAACGGGCGGGACUUCCUGCUGGCGCUGGAGCGCCAGGGCCGCUGCGACGAGAGCAACUUCCGGCAGGUGCUGCAGUUGCUGCGCAUCAUCACGCGCCACGACCUGCUGCCCUAUGUCACCCUCAAGCGGCGGCGGGCAGUGUGUCCUGACCUCGUGGACAAGUACCUGGAGGAAACGUCUAUCCGCUAUGUGACCCCUCGAGCCCUCAGUGAGCCGGAGCCAAGGCCUCCCCAGCCCUCAAAAACAGUGCCUGCCCACUACCCCGUGGUGUGCUGCUCGGCCGCCGGCCCGCAGAUGUGCCCCAAGCGCCCGGCCCGUGGCAGGGCAGCCCUCGGGAGCCCCCGCAAGCGCCGCAAGUCGCUGACGCCGGACCCCAAGGAGAAGCAGACGUGCGACAUCCGGCUGCGGGUGCGCGCCGAGUACUGCCAGCACGAGGCGGCCCUGCAGGGCAACGUCUUCUCGGACAAGCAGGAGCCGCUGGAGCGCCAGUUCGAGCGCUUCAACCAGGCCAACACCAUCCUCAAGUCCCGCGACCUGGGCUCCAUCAUCUGCGACAUCAAGUUCUCCGAGCUCACCUACCUCGACGCCUUCUGGCGCGACUACAUCAACGGCUCCUUGCUGGAGGCCCUCAAGGGCGUCUUCAUCACGGACUCGCUCAAGCAGGCCGUGGGCCACGAGGCCAUCAAGCUGCUGGUGAACGUGGACGAGGAGGACUAUGAGCUGGGCCGGCAGAACCUCCUGAGGAACUUGGUGCUUCAGGCCUUGCCGUGACCCGCCGGGUGCCCGCCCGCCCCGGCCACCCACGGCCCACGCAGACCCUUUCUCCAGACCAGUCACACCCCUGCCUUUUUAUUUUCAAGGACAGACAUCGGAAGCCGGACGCGGUGUCCCCGCGGCUCCCCGUGCCUGAGCACUCCCGUCCCCGCCGCCACCCACCGCUGAGCCAUAAGCCGUGUGGGUGGGUGGGGGGAGGCGAGGUGGCCGGGGCGGCUGUGGACAGUGCGGGGGCGGCCCGGGGCUCUCGGAUCGCUUCUGAAAAACCAAAGGGCUGUGAGUACCUUCAGAGCCUGGCGGGAGGCGGGCUCGGAAGCGAGUUUUGGAAAUGGACCGCCCCCCCUUCCCCAGUUCCUUUUUUACAAAGCACGCCGUGGCCCUCUCAGCUGUCUCCUGCCCAUGGUGACCACUGGUGGUGGAGGGGGGGGAGGAGGGGGUCUCUGCCAAACCGGCCCCCCAGCCGAGCACAGGCUCCGGUGGAUGGGGAGGGCCGGGCCAGGGCACGUGCCCACAGCCCGUUGCACCCUUGCUGCCAGUGCAGAGUGCGGAGGGUGAGCGGAAGGGGCUUCUGUGCACUCUCCCUCCGCCCUGCUGGUCCGGCCCACGGGCCUGGGAAUGCACUGCGGGUCGCACUUUGAGUGGGGGCACACGGGGGAUGGUGUGCCGCGUGAGCCAGGAGGCGAGGUGCAGAGCCCAGUCCAGCUGGUACCGUCCCGCCCCCUCCCCUGCAAUGAGAUGUCCAGACACAGACUUUGUGACGAGUGUAUUUUCAAUACGGCGCUGCUGGCGCUCCAGUUUCCAUGAAAUAAACAGUGACUGUCCAAUUCAC
This is a messenger RNA of Sorex araneus (European shrew), 2079 nucleotides long. It is a transcript of the gene DEDD, whose product is annotated as death effector domain containing. NCBI's taxonomy places the organism in Eukaryota, Metazoa, Chordata, Mammalia, Eulipotyphla, Soricidae. Bases 291 to 1247 code for a protein of 318 amino acids. Gene Ontology annotation, biological process: regulation of apoptotic process; extrinsic apoptotic signaling pathway via death domain receptors; apoptotic process. The transcript has 6 exons. Gene Ontology annotation, molecular function: DNA binding; protein binding. The record is from RefSeq and is a predicted model, not a curated record. Gene Ontology annotation, cellular component: nucleolus.